CUUUUGUCACCUCAAAUUACUACACCGCCAUCGGCCGGUGAAGGGCAAAAACCACAUAUAAGUGCAUCUCGAGCUGCUGUUACGAGAUCGCUCUCAGUGCCCGGAAGGAAUAUUCUAAUUCUACGAUCUUUAUCGUUUGCCUCACGCGAACAUGCUCCAGAUACCGAUGGGGAUCAAAUAACUCCUGCUCCAGAACACGUGGACGAAGAGAUUGCCGAAGAGGAAGCUAUAUGCAGGAUAUGUAUGGACACUUGUGAAGAAAGAAAUACACUAAAAAUGGAGUGCCUUUGUAAAGGGGCUCUACGAUUAGUACACGAAGAAUGUGCGAUUAAAUGGUUUAGUAUUAGAGGUAACCGAGAAUGCGAGGUUUGUGGUAAAGAAGUUUCGAAUUUGUCCGUCACUCUACUUCGUGUCGCAACUCAAAGAAACAAUAAUGACCUCAUCGAAGAAAAUCCGUUGAACGUGUGGCAAGAUUUUGUGGUGCUCGUACUCAUAAGCACAAUUUGCUAUUUCUUCUUUCUCGAGCAGCUACUGAUCGUAGAGAUGAAAAAUCAAGCACUUAUACUCGCUGCACCGUUCUCUUUCUUAUUUGGUCUUACAUCAUCGAUUUUUGCGGUCCUUUUAGCAAAACCAGAGUAUAUCUGGACUUUUUCAGCUCUCGAGUUUGCUCUUGUGGCCCUGAUUCUUCAUAUUUCCUAUGCCUUGCUUCACUUGCCGCCAAUCUAUUCGAUCUUGAUUUCGUCUUUCUUAGGGCUUGGAUUGGCAAUUCUUGUCAACACAUUGUAUAUGGGAUUAUUUUCGUGGCGCAUAAGAGCUGCUCAAACCGCCAAUCCAGUAUGAUUUAAUUGGAAGAGAGGGAUUAAAAUUUACCGAUUAUUUAUUGGUGAAGAUUAUCGAAAUCCGGCUCAUAGAAAAGGGCUACUACUCCAGCGAAAAGGGUAAUUGGAAGUUUCGAAGAUCUAUUACAGUGGUCCCCUCAGCCGGUCCGUAGUAGUGAAAUGUCGGUUUGAUUUCUUCGUAUCGGUGCUACAUUGUACGAGGAGACUCGUAAGGUGUAAGAGAAUUAAUUAGUAAGGCAAAUAGUAGAGCAGGUUUUUUA
This is a messenger RNA of Erythranthe guttata (spotted monkey flower), 1099 nucleotides long. The record is from RefSeq and is a predicted model, not a curated record. NCBI's taxonomy places the organism in Eukaryota, Viridiplantae, Streptophyta, Magnoliopsida, Lamiales, Phrymaceae.